AUGUCGGAUACUGGACGUAGCCCUCGACCAGCUGGCACUCAACUGAGACAGCGACGCGGCGGUGGAGCAGCUGCUGCUUCUUCUGGUCGUACUCGUACUGGUAACAAUGGAGGAUUGUGGCGUUUUUAUACUGAAGACUCCACCGGAUUGAAAAUCGGCCCUGUACCUGUCCUUGUAAUGAGCCUAGUUUUCAUCGCCUCUGUAUUCGUUCUGCAUAUUUGGGGAAAAUUCACACGAAGCCGCGCUUAA
Cooperia oncophora is the source of this 249-nucleotide messenger RNA. NCBI's taxonomy places the organism in Eukaryota, Metazoa, Nematoda, Chromadorea, Rhabditida, Trichostrongylidae. The record is from the annotation of a GenBank genome assembly.